Molecule: messenger RNA, 3538 nt
Organism: Platichthys flesus (European flounder)
Lineage: Eukaryota; Metazoa; Chordata; Actinopteri; Pleuronectiformes; Pleuronectidae
Gene: wnt4
Product: wingless-type MMTV integration site family, member 4
Exons: 6
Coding region: 613-1671 (352 amino acids)
Biological process (GO): neuron differentiation; cell fate commitment; canonical Wnt signaling pathway
Cellular component (GO): extracellular region
Molecular function (GO): frizzled binding; cytokine activity
Source: RefSeq, a predicted model, not a curated record
CUCCUCAGGCAGACACACCGAGGGACGGUGGUGUUUGAAGAGGAGCCGUGCGUAUUAACGCUCACAGUGUGUGUGUAUGCGUCCUGCGAAGGUUGAAGAGCCCACUGCGCUCAGACGGGACAGGAGUGCUGGACCCGGCACCAAGUGAUAAGCCGUCACAGAGGAGGAGGAGGAGGUGGAGGAGGCGGAAGAUUCACCGGGCAGCUCGGUCAAUUGGCUUUGAUUUGUCCACCUCCACACGCGUCUCUCCCUGCGCAUGUUUACGCGCGGCUGAGAGGGAAAGCGCACAGUUUAGUUUAGAAGAAGGGUCCGGUUGAGCCCGAGCGGCUCCAGAGAUUUGACUAUAUAUCAUUUUUUUAUUUAAGCAUCCCGCUUUCCCCCCCCCCGUCACCCUGUCCCCUCUGAGCCAGUAGUGGCAGAGGGCGCGGGAGAACCGGGUGGACGGAUCGCGGAGCUGCGCGCCUCCCCGGUGCCUGAUCCACUGGAUGCGGAAUGAUGGAUUAACAGACAUCUCCGGACCCUGCCUUUUAUUUUUUUGCUUUCUUUUUCACCACCCCUGUCCACCUCGGGAUUAUUUCAGCUCGCACUGGUCUCCCCUCCAUCCUUCUCGAGAUGACCGAGGAAUGUGUUCUGCGGUGCGUCCUGAUGCUCUGCUGUGCGCUCCUCUCCGCCAACGCCAGUAACUGGCUGUACUUGGCCAAGCUGUCGUCAGUUGGAAGCAUCAGGGAUGAGGAGACGUGCGAGAGGUUACGAGGCCUCAUCCAGAGACAGGUUCAGAUCUGUAAGCGCAGUGUGGAGGUAAUGGAUGCGGUGCGUCGUGGAGCCCAGCUGGCGAUAGAUGAGUGUCAGUUUCAGUUUCGAAACCGCCGAUGGAACUGCUCCACACUCGAGACAAUGCCUGUGUUUGGCAAAGUGGUCACCCAGGGCACCCGUGAGGCCGCCUUUGUGUAUGCCAUCUCAGCAGCCAGUGUGGCGUUUGCGGUCACGAGGGCCUGCAGCAGCGGAGAGCUGGAAAAAUGUGGCUGUGACCACAAUGUACAUGGAGUCAGUCCAGAGGGGUUCCAGUGGUCGGGCUGCAGUGACAACAUUGCGUAUGGUGUGGCUUUUUCUCAGUCCUUUGUGGACGUGAGAGAGAGGAGUAAAGGCCAGUCGUCCAGUCGGGCUCUCAUGAACCUGCACAACAAUGAGGCUGGGCGAAAGGCCCUCUUGUCCCACAUGCGUGUGGAGUGCAAAUGUCACGGAGUCUCGGGCUCCUGUGAGGUGAAGACCUGCUGGAAAGCCAUGCCGCCGUUCCGCAAGGUGGGCAACAUCAUCAAGGAGAAGUUUGACGGCGCCACUGAGGUGGAGCAGCGCAAGGUGGGCACCACCAAGGUCCUGACGCCUCGCAACUCCCAGUUCAAACCUCACACGGACGAAGACCUGGUCUACCUGGAGCCCAGUCCAGAUUUCUGCGACUACGACCCACGCACGCCGGGUAUGCUGGGCACGGUGGGCCGCCAGUGUAACAGAACGUCAAAGGCCAUUGACGGCUGCGAGCUGAUGUGCUGCGGCCGCGGCUUCCAGACGCAGGAGGUGGAGGUGGUGGACAGGUGCAGCUGCAAGUUCCACUGGUGCUGUUAUGUCAAAUGCAAACAGUGCCGCAAAAUGGUGGAGAUGCACACUUGCCGGUGAUGGGAUUGGGAGCGUGGAAAGCACUGCUGAUGGACAAAACAAACGCCCCCCCACUCUUUAUCAAUUAACAAGGCUGGAGGGAGCAAGGAGGACUUGUGAAGCUCCUUCUUCUCCUGCUCCAAACCACCCCGCCCGCCUACUCCUGGAAACAGACUGAGUGGCUAAGAGGUCAAAGGUCAUUCUAUUCAUUUCAUGCCACCGUGUAUGGAUAUGGGUAGUUUAUGCAUGGGAUUUCCUACAAAUCCCAUACACAGAGGCAGUUUGUUUCUUCUCAAGUAGAGAGCAUCUUUCACUCUCAGUCCCCCUCCCUCACUCUCGUAUUUGAUUUGUCAUUGAUGCUUAUUAUUUUUGUAAUGUUUAACUUAUUUGUUGAGACUGACGGGGGGUGGACCUAGGAGGAGGGGACGUACGAGUGAAGAUAAGAGACAAAGUGGACCCAUGGGUUGGCAGGUGGAUGGGUGGGAUUAAGGGGGGGUGUCAAGAGGAGUGUUAUUUGCCCUCUGUCCUUGCUGCUGCUGCUUCGAUGACUCAUUUCGUGGAUGUCAAAAAAGGGAGACGCCAGGUCUGUCAGAGGACUUGAACAACAAAGAGGAGCGAGUCGUGGAUGGACCUUCUGCGAUUUGCAUCCUCGGUGUAACAUGGCUGUGCAGCGCUGGGGUGCAGUUGCUGUUAGGUCAAUAUUUUACCCCCUGCAAUGCCCUGAUGCUGCUCCACUCACGCACACACACUAAUACACACAUAUACUCACACACUCUGUCUCUGUCCUGGAGGAUGAUGAUGAUGAAGAUGAUGAUGAUGAUGAUGAUGAUGAUGAUGAUGAUGAUGAUGAUGAUGAUGAUGAUGAUGAUGAUGAUGAUGAUGAUGAUGAUGAUGAUGAUGACGGCGACGAUGAUGAUGAUGAUGAUGAUGAUCAUGAUGAUCAUGAUGAUGAUGAUGAUGAUCAUGAUGAAAAUGAUGAUGAUCAUGAUGAAACUGAUGAUGAUCAUGAUGAAACUGAUCAUGAGGAAAAUGAUCAUGAUAAUGAUCAAGUUGAUGAACAGGUGAAAGCCACUGUCUGCUACUUUCUGUUUUUUCUGUCGGCCAUGACAGGUGACUGGCAUCAGACACAAAACAAUCACAAACUUAACUUAAAACAACUCUAAAACAACAACCGUAUUCAUUCAUAGCUGCUACCUGCAACAGGAAACCAGAAACCUUGUACUGAAACCGCUUCCAGAUCAGAUCGAAAAUGAACAUUGUGUUGUGAAUAUGUUGCGUGCCCAUUUUGAUUGAUUUAGAUCUUGGCCUCCUCUUGCAAGCCGGCAUCUGCCAGAUGCUAGUUGACUUAACGCAAACACAAGUAAACAAACAGCGACGUGCAUGCACCAGCAAACACACAGUGUAAACACACACACACACACACACACACACACAAAGGGGUCUGAGAGGGCUGCCGAGCAUGUUCACCAUGCAUGAUGACUGAAGCACUUUCUCUCCAAGCGCACAUAGAGCUCUCGCUCCACAACAAGCAUCCAACCACAUAUUAAGUGUUUCUAUCUCUCUUUCUCUGACACACACACACACACACAAACACACACACACAGAGUUUCUCAAGCCACUGUCAGGACUCUCUUGUUGUCUUGUACCACCACCAUAAAGCCAAGCUUUCCUAUAAUAACGUGCUAUCAUUAUAGAUACAUACUGUAGAUCUGUAAAGACGUAUACACUGAAGAAGACUAUACUGCCUAUGAAUGUAUGUUAAUACGGAAUAUAUGCUGUGUCAAAAAUGACUGUUGUGAAUUCUUUCCAAAGAAACGACAUGUCGUGUGUGUGUGUGUGUGUGUGUGUGUGUGUGUGUGUGUGUGUGUGUGUGUGAGAGACUGAGUGA